Macadamia integrifolia is the source of this 1166-nucleotide messenger RNA. RefSeq names its product glycine-rich RNA-binding protein RZ1A-like. The record is from RefSeq and is a predicted model, not a curated record. Gene Ontology annotation, molecular function: RNA binding; zinc ion binding. Lineage: Eukaryota; Viridiplantae; Streptophyta; Magnoliopsida; Proteales; Proteaceae. Bases 192 to 827 code for a protein of 211 amino acids. The transcript has 4 exons.
AGAUGCUUUGCGUCGUCUUCAAUUCUUCACUUUUAACCUAGAGAUCAGAGAGUGAGGGUGCGAGAGAGCGAGAGAGGUUUCGCAAAACCAUUCGCUCUUCUGGUUUGCGAUUUCUUCCGAAGGAAGGGUAAGGAAGGGGAAAUCUAUUCUUCGGUGUACGUUACUUACUUUGCAGCUGCAGCAGUGAACAGAUGUCUGAUGCAGUGGAAUACCGUUGUUUUAUUGGGGGCCUUUCAUGGUCAACAUCUGACAGAGGUCUUAAAAAUGCAUUUGAGAAGUAUGGCAAUCUUGUUGAAGCAAAGGUAGUUCUGGAUAGGUUUUCUGGUCGUUCUCGUGGAUUUGGGUUUGUCACUUUUGAUGACAAGAAAGCAAUGGAAGAGGCUAUUGAGGAAAUGAAUGGUAUGGAUCUUGAUGGGAGGGCUAUUACUGUUGAUAAAGCUCAGCCUCAUCAAGGCUCAGGUAGAGACCGUGAUGGGGACCGUGACUACGACCGUGACCGUGACCGUGGGAGAGACCGUGGGCGAGAUCGUGACUAUGGUGGUGGUCGGGGGGGAUCCAAUUCUGGGGACUGCUUUAAGUGUGGCAAGCCUGGUCAUUUUGCUAGGGAGUGUCCAUCUGGUGAUGGGGCAAGAGGGGGUGGCGGCAAGUAUGGUGGAAGGGAUGAUAGACAUGGUGGUGGUGGUGGUAGUCGUUAUGGUUCUGAUCGUAAUGGGGAUCGUUAUGGUGGACGCAGCAGGGAUGGUGGCAGUCGUGGGGGUUCGGGAAGUGACCGAUAUAAUCGUGAUCGUUCUGGCCCAUAUGAGCGUCCUGGAGGUUUCCGGUCCUGAGAAAUGAGUAAAUUAUCCUUUUUGAGCUGAGCCGCUGGUGGAAAUGCUGCUAGUGGAAGCAAAAGGUUUAAAGUAUACACUCUUGAAGGCCACGACAGGAUGCCUUUUCUUCAUGUAUCUGCUCAGACAAUCUAGCUAAUCUCAGACUGAAACUUUGCAGGAAUGUGUGGUUCAACUGUUUUGAGUUCUGUCAGAUCCUCAGUACAAUGUUUUGGUCCGAUGGGGUCUUAUGCUUGCUUGACAUAUCAAAUUUGGUCUUAUAGUCUUUGAAUGGCAUUAUUGCUGCUGGAUUCUGGAUGGUUUACGUGCAUAGUUUAUUGCAAUUCUGGAUUCUCAGUC